AUGUCGGCAUCGUCCGGGACGACGCUCAUCUCGCCCACGGCGAGCAACGGCGUCGCAAACGUCAACGCCGCUGCGUCCACCACCUCCUCGGACCGGGAUCAGAAGCGGAAACACACCCGAGUGCACUCGGCCCACCAUGCCCACGGCCACCACGGCGGACAUCAUGCCCACGGCCACCAUGCGCAUGGGCACCACGGUGUGCACCACGCUCAUCACCACGGGCACGCGGGACAUGCGCGGCGAAGUUCGCGUAGCUCUCGUCGAUCGUCGGGCGAGAGCGAUGGCCGCCGAGCCCUCGCGGCCGGGCUGACGAUGCACGCGCUCGACGGGAAGCAGCGCCGGAAAGAGUCGGCUGGAUCCAGCGCAAUCAUGCAGCGCACGACGAGCGAUACGGGCUCGGGUUCGUCACGAAAAGCGUCUGACCCCGCCCCCGUCGUGAGCCGCACGCCGUCGAAUACUUCCGUGCUCUCGUCGGAGGGCAAGCGCCCUGAAGGCUCGCGACACGACAGCAACAAUUCGGGCCGCGGACGGCACCGGGAUAGUGUCGAGGUCGAGGUCAUUGCUGGCGAUGCGGCAGAGGGCGAGGAAGACGGCGAGUGGGAGAGCGGCGAGGAGACACCCGCCACGGCGCUCAAGGACAACACGUAUACCGGCCCUGCGGAGCGGGAACAGAAGGCGGCGCAGGCGGCCAAGGACAAGGAGGCGCAGGAGAGCGGAGACGACAAGGGCAAGAAGGUGCUUGCUGAGUCACCCUCAGAUCUGCGCGAGCCCUCGCACUCGCCCCGCAACGAGCCGAAGCAGAGCACAAAGGGAUUCCCUGGCACGCCGACACCGCUCCAGACGCCCUCGGCACCGAGCGGCACUACGAGCGGCGCCAACUCGCAGCCUGGCUCUCGACCUGCCAGCCGGCCCGCGAGCCGCCGCCCGUCGCUGACGCAGCGCUCCCAGAGCCGCAUCUCGCUCACGCGCCCCGCCGACUCGACGACGAGCCUGACGUCCCUCCACCAAGAGGUCGUCCAGGAGGAGAAGCCGAAGGCGCCCGAACCCAAGCCUGAGCCGAAAGAGUACCCCUUCCCCAAGAUGGAGGCGGAAAAGCAGGACAAGGGCAAGGGACGGGAGAAGGACGCGACGGGCGAGACGGUCAAGGAGACCAAGCGCGGCGACUCGACGGCCAGCCACACGAGCCAGACGAGUCAGGCGACCGUCAAGAGCACCACGAAGGAUACGGCCAAGCUCCCCACGCAUGGUGAGAGCGGCGAGACGCCGGACGCCAAGCCGAAAACGGACCGCAUGCUCAGCGGCGACGACGUGCAGACGAGUCCGGAGGAGCUGCCCGAUGCGCCCGCACAAAAGGUCAAGGGCUCGACGAGCCUCCCUCGCCCGCUUUCCGUCACCUCACUGCGCAGCAUCCAGAGCCUGCGUGCUCCGCCGCAUCCGCUCAACUCGCCGACGGGACGCAGCGGCUUCCUCGACUCGCCGAAGAGCGCCAAGCGCGUCGCGUCCCUGCACUACCCGCCUGCAGCGCCUGCCGUUGUCAACUGCGAGACAGUAGAGGGCCAGGGCUGGGACGAGGACGGCGCGCCAGCCCGCCCGCCCCCACCAACGCGGCCAGAACGUGUCGGCUCCUUCUCCUCUGUGCGUUCGCUGAAGGGCGUGCUUGGGCAGCCGCGGCCGCCCGUAUCCCGCGCCGCCUCCUCGCGACAGACAGCAGCCCAGGCCGCCGCCGCCGCUUCUCGUUUGAACACGACCACAGACCCGGUCGCCUACCACCACAGCCUAGGCUUCAGCCAAGCGACGGCCGAGACGGCACACCUUCUCUCGCGUUUCCUGCCGCAGAAGAAGGGCCACCGGCCGCGAUGGGCGAUCAGUGCGCGAGAGGCAAUGGCAGUGCACGAGGCGAUCGCGAACGGCGAGGAGCCCGAGGUGCGCGUCGGCCUCACAGACGGGCAGUACCGGGACGCGCACGAGAGUCUGGUGAACACGCUCCGCGAGCUCGGCAAGACGCGCAAGGGCCCGCGGAGGGGCAACACCGUCUCGAAGAGCUACUCGUACCAAGCUCUCCUGGGCGGCGUUGGGGCCGAGGAGCUCCAGAUCAACAGCAACGUGCCCCGCCGACGUGCCAGUGGGCAGACACCGUUCGAGAUGAGCGUGAAUCGCUGUCUCGCGCAGCGGCCAUAG
This is a messenger RNA of Trichosporon asahii var. asahii CBS 2479, 2178 nucleotides long. RefSeq lists its product as uncharacterized. The transcript has a single exon. NCBI's taxonomy places the organism in Eukaryota, Fungi, Basidiomycota, Tremellomycetes, Trichosporonales, Trichosporonaceae. The record is from RefSeq and is a predicted model, not a curated record. Bases 1 to 2178 code for a protein of 725 amino acids.